Molecule: messenger RNA, 1137 nt
Organism: Canariomyces notabilis
Lineage: Eukaryota; Fungi; Ascomycota; Sordariomycetes; Sordariales; Chaetomiaceae
Exons: 2
Coding region: 1-1137 (378 amino acids)
Biological process (GO): lipid metabolic process
Molecular function (GO): phosphoric diester hydrolase activity
Source: RefSeq, a predicted model, not a curated record
AUGAGUUUAUGGACUUCAAGAGAGCCCAAGUCGGGCAUACAGUCCGAAUACAUCGCCAUCCCCGGAGACGUCGAGGAAGGUGGGGACCUUGCGCUACGGGACGACGGCCCUAUUAUUCGACAAAAGCCCAGGACGAAACUGCCACGGAGCGUAUAUGCCAUAAUAUGCGGUUUAGUGGUGUACAGAGCGCUGGUCCUGGCCUUGAGCCUUGGUAACCAAGUUAACCGCCGUGUGCUCAGUGGACGCGACAACAAAGAGGACCCUUUUGCCAAUUGGGGCAAGCCAGGUACCGGCACUGACGGCUUAGCGUGGUAUCCUACCGAUUUUCUGCGAGAUGUGUUGCCCGUUCCGUGCCACUCUCACAACGACUAUUGGCGCAGGGUUCCGCUCUUCUCAGCGCUAUACGCGGGCUGCACCGGCGUUGAGGCGGACGUUUGGCUGCGCGACGGCGACCUUCUCGUCGGCCAUGACACGGCGUCGCUGACACGGAACCGCACGUUCCAGUCGCUCUAUGUCAAUCCUCUAGUCGAUAUCCUCACCAGGAUGAAUCCCAAGACGGAAUUCUACAACGGAAAUGGGAAUGGCGUGUUCGACACCAAUCCAUCGCAGACCCUGGUCCUCAUGAUCGACCUCAAGACUGCCGGGCCAGAAACAUGGCCGGUGGUCACGGAACAGCUUGAGCCGCUGCGCGAGAGGGGAUGGCUCAGCUACUCCGAGAACGGGCAAUUCCAUCAAGGCCCCAUCACCGUGGUCGGGACGGGCAACACGCCUUUCGACCAGAUAGUUGCAAACGGAACAUACCGGGAUGCCUUCUUCGAUGCGCCCCUGGACCGCCUUGAGAACUCGACCUACGACGCGACCAACUCGUAUUACGCCAGCACCUCUUUCAUGGAGGCCAUUGGGGGUGUUUGGUGGAAAGGGUCGCCGAGCGACGAGCAGCUGGCAAAGAUCAGGGCCCAUAUCAGCGAGGCGCACAGUCGGGGGCUGAAGGCGCGGUACUGGGAACUGCCUGGAUGGCCAAUUCACGUGAGGAAUAAUGUUUGGAAAGUUCUUGUCGACGAGGGGCUUGACAUGCUGAAUGUUGAUGAUUUGGAGGCGGCUACGAAGGAAGACUGGGCGAGGCCAGGAACCUUCUGA